AUGCAAAGUGUCCGGAAUAACUUCAGAAAACAAGCUUUUUCGGAACAAACUACAAGUAUUCUUAUGUCCUCCUGGAAACAAGGAACUAAAAAACAAUACAACAUAUUCAUCAACAGAUGGUUUUCAUACUGUACUGAAAGGAAAACCUCUUCAUUUUCUCCAACUUUGGAAGAAGUGAUGGAAUAUUUUACACAUCAAUUUCAAAAUGAAUUAGCUUAUGACAGCUUGAAUACUGCUAGAAGUGCACUCUCUUCACUUGGUUUACAUAUUGAUGGAUUCAAAGUUGGGAGCCAUACUUUAGUUAUAAGAUAUCUGAAAGGAAUAUUUGUGUUAAAACCACCAAAACCUCGUUACACUGUAAUUUGGGAAGUAAAUCAUGUAUUGUGUUAUUUGCGAACAUUAUCACCAGUACGUCACCUUUCUCUUAAGGAUUUGACUUCAAAAUUGACUAUGCUUAUGGCCUUAACUCAAGCAGCAUGAGUCCAGACACAAUAAUUUAUUAGUUUCAGUAGUUACAAAAAGUUAAAAUCAGAAUUUGUUUUAGAGUUAUCAUAUUCUUUAAAGCAAAAUAGACCUAAUUGCCAAGUAGCAAGUCUAUGCUUUAAGGCCUUUAGAUAGGAAGCUUUGUAUAUAUACAGUGUUAAAAGAAUAUUUGUCACGCACAAAGCAUGUGCGUAAUUCUAUUGUGUCAGAUAAUAAUAUGUUGUUAAUCAGCUAUGUCAAACCAUAUAAACAUGUUACCCGGGAUACUAAAUCACGAUAGAUAAAAACAGUAAUGUCGCGAUCAGGUAUAGACAUACAGAAAUACAGAUCACACAGUAUCCGCUCAGCUGCGACAUCAAAAGCUAAGGGAAAUUCAGUGCCCAUGAAAGACAUUCUACAGAGAGCUGGAUGGUCAAAUGUUAACCCUUCGCAUGCUAUUCGCGUAUAUAGACGCGGUUGCUAGGCACCAUUGUUAUUCGCGUAUAUUGACAUUUUUCCGACAGACCAAUGAAUAGCUACGACAAUAGUGGGAUUCCAUGACGUAUGCAUAAAGGUUCAAUUUCAUUGAAUGACAGGUAUAGAACAGUAUAUAAAAAUAGGCAUACGUCAUAAUUAUUAUUAAAUUUAGGUCGGGAUUUCCUAAUUUUUCCAACGAGAAAUCGCAAGUGUCCCGAGACAAAUCCAAAAUGGCUUCCGACUGGGAAUAUGAUUAUGACAGCGACACGAAUGAGGACCAAAUUCUCAAUGCAUUUAAUACAUAUGAACCUAAUUUGUCUUCCGAUAGUGACGAGAGUGAAUUUGAGGGCUGGGACAUCAAUGAUAUUCCUCCUGAUGCUCCAAAUCGACCUACUUUUGCCAUGAGACAAAGUCGAACAAAUUGUGAAAAACAGGAAGAUGUCGUUUUCGGAUGGGCGAAUGAAGAUUCGCCACCUCUCCUCGCUCCGUUUACCGGGAGCCCAGGGUUGAUGGGUGACAUACCAGAUGACCAAAGUGAAAUUGAUUGUUUCGGCUUGCUUUUUGAUGAAACCUUUUGGGAGGUGAUAGCAGAGGAGACCAACCCAGAGGAGACCAACCAAUAUGCCGAACAAAGGAUUCAGAGAGAAAACCCACUACCGCCAUACUCACGGUUACAAAAGUGGACUCCUGUGACGGUGGAUGAAUUGAAAUUUUUUAUUGCAUUGACGAUAGCAAUGGGGUUGGUUCGAAAACCCGACAUUUCUGAUUAUUUCACAAAUGGAGACCUAUGAUGAAACCCCUUUCUUCAGUAAAACCAU
Molecule: messenger RNA, 1757 nt
Organism: Mya arenaria
Lineage: Eukaryota; Metazoa; Mollusca; Bivalvia; Myida; Myidae
Product: piggyBac transposable element-derived protein 4-like
Exons: 2
Coding region: 1170-1730 (186 amino acids)
Source: RefSeq, a predicted model, not a curated record